Molecule: messenger RNA, 1482 nt
Organism: Ogataea philodendri
Lineage: Eukaryota; Fungi; Ascomycota; Pichiomycetes; Pichiales; Pichiaceae
Exons: 1
Coding region: 1-1482 (493 amino acids)
Biological process (GO): attachment of GPI anchor to protein
Cellular component (GO): GPI-anchor transamidase complex
Source: RefSeq, a predicted model, not a curated record
AUGGGAUUGAUUGCGGGCAACGAGGUGUUGACCAGACGGCGAAUUUUGCUCUCGAUCCUGGCGAUCUGCGCGUUUGUUGGACUGCCGCUGUGGUACGCCACCACGACGGUCCAGCGUGCGGAAUUGCCCGUCGCUGAGAUAUACGGUCUCUCGUCCGAACUGGUUUCCUCUUCUAGGUUUGAGAUCCCUGUUUAUGUUCAGAUGCCCGUGACCACCACGGGGGCCCUUCAGGAAGCUCAGCAGCAGAUCGACGAUAUGUUGAAAGCCAGAAACUUGCCGGUUUCCUGGCGAAUCGUGCUCGAGGCCGGAUCGGGCACCGAAAGCGACUACAAAGUGCACCUGUUCCUGGACCAGGACGCUGACAAAGUUUAUGUCUCGCCGUUUGAGGACAGAACCAUUAAGUUGUACGUCUCGCCGACGGUCAUAAAACACAACAAAGUUGCCGAACUAAUAGCAAGAACGUUGGUGGAAGACGUGUUUGGCGACGAAAUCACCAUGUUUGAGCGGCUCCACCAACCGGAGGCGGUUGUCAAGAUGCCGUAUUCUCCCGAUUACCAUGUGACACUAUCGCUGUUGCAAGGAGGCGUUCAGCCAAUUGGAUGGGACAUCGAGUCGUCUGCUCUACUUUUGAAGAACUAUUUGAGCUCUUUGGCUCCGUACGCCAACUUCACGUUUGAUUCCCAGGUCGAGCAUUACGAGAAACUCUCGGAGAACAUCGCGUUGCAGUACGACGAGGACAAAAAGCAGUACUUGCUCAAAGAAUCAGACACGUCCACGUUCAUCGAUUACUCGGAAUGGGGGCUGGACCAGAAUACCCAGAAAGUGCCUGUGGUGAACUUUCUGGCGUACGUGCCGGCCCCGGACCAGCGUCCGAUCCAAAUUGAAAACUCAGUGUCAAACUCGUUUAUUGUUCCGCAGUGGGGCGGAGUCGCUAUUGUUAACACUGAAAAACAAUUUUUGGAGUACGGCGAUCUGCUCCCGGUGAUGGAAAUUUUCGCGUCGCAGCUGUUUCAGCUGGUGGGGGCCCCGGGCAACCCGAAGUCGCCGACGAUCCGCACAGACAUCCUCACGCGGUUCCAGUCGGUGGCCAACACACGCAAGUCGAUCGACAACCUGAUUUCGCUGUGCAAGCUGUGCGAGCAGCUGCCAAAUAUCAGUGUUCCUGACAGCACGCGCGAGCAGGUGGAGCAGGCGCUAAAACGGGUGAGGGAAGCGGCUGACGCUGUGGUGAGUCGCCGCUGGAGCUUGGCAAACGCUUUGGCGGCAAAAGCGUACGUGCUGUCUGACAAGGCUUUCUUUCAAAAAGACAUGGUGCAGCAGAUGUAUUUCCCUGAGGAGCACAAGAUGGCCGUUUAUACGCCAUUGUUGGGUCCGUUCGCCACGAUCAUGGUGUUGGGGGUGCUGCGCAUGUUAAAAGAGGCACGGGAGUCAAGCGUUUCGGAGAAAAAUGCUGCCCCUGAAACGGCGCACAGCGUGCUUUGA